Molecule: messenger RNA, 2413 nt
Organism: Microplitis mediator
Lineage: Eukaryota; Metazoa; Arthropoda; Insecta; Hymenoptera; Braconidae
Product: speckle-type POZ protein-like
Exons: 2
Coding region: 301-1341 (346 amino acids)
Biological process (GO): regulation of proteolysis; proteasome-mediated ubiquitin-dependent protein catabolic process
Cellular component (GO): cytoplasm
Molecular function (GO): ubiquitin protein ligase binding
Source: RefSeq, a predicted model, not a curated record
GUAAAAUUAAUUUGUUGUAAUUUGAAAAUCGUGUAAAAUUUUAUUUCCAUUAGAAGAUGGCGCUGCUGUAUUAAUAAUUGUCAAAAAAUAUAAUGCUUACGACUUAGACUGUUACAAAACCAAAAGUCGUUAUAUUUUUUCUCUCAGAAGUCAGAGUAACGUAGUGAUUAUUAUUUUAACAGCACAUAUUACAAUAAUAAUAAUAAUAAAUUAUUAAUAUAAAAAUAUACUCAAUUAAUUAUAAAAUAAAUUUAAUGAAAAGAAUUAUUGGGUUUCAAGUAUUUAUUGUUGUUGAACAAAAUGGAAAUUUUAGGUUAUUCCGAUUCCCGAGAGCAUCAAAUAAUAUAUAAGUGGAAUAUUAAUAAAGUAAUACCAUUUAUUGAAUGUUCAAAAAACGAUCCCAAGCACGUAAAACUUGAGUCAUCUAAAUUUAGAACACCUGCUAAUAGUAAAAAUUUGUGGUAUUUACGCCUGCGAAUUGAAAAUGACGAACCGUCAGGAAAGAAAAAAAAAUGGAUAUCAUUAUUUUUAUGUCGAGAUGAUGGGAAAGAUGAAUUAAGAAUGAAGUUUUCACUAUUUAUCUUAGACAACAAAAACGAAAGGAAAUUCGAACAAACUUACUAUGCCACUUGUGAUGAUACUAAUAAUGGACGAGGAAGUUCAAAGUUUAUAAAGAUCGAACAAUUGCUGGAAAACAACGUUAAUCUUUUACCAAAUAAUACCUUAACUGUAUGUGUUGAACUAACUAUUUAUGACGACUAUAAAUCAUUUACUACUGGUUAUCCGUUGCAAAUACCACAGCGUCAAAUGGUUGAUGAUUUUAGAGAACUCUAUGAUAGCAAAGUAAACAGUGACGUUAUUUUAGUUGUAGGUGGCGAAAAAUUUAAAGCUCACAAGUUCAUACUGUCAACUCGCAGCCCUGUAUUUUUCGCAAUGUUCACACAUGAGAUGAAGGAAAAGAGAGACAGCGAAGUUGCUAUACCUGAUAUAGAACCUGAAAUUUUCAGGAAAAUGUUGGAGUUUAUUUAUACCGACGAAAUCAAUAAUUUGGACACGGAUGCUGCGGAUUUAUUAGAAGCUGCUGAUAAAUACCAAUUGCUGAAAUUAAAAAGUUUGUGCGAAGAAUCAUUAUCUAAAUCAUGCCGUAUUGAUAAUGCAAUUAAAUUGAUGAUUUUAGCAGAUCUGCAUAAUGCUAAUCAAUUGUUGGAGUUUAUUUUUGAAUUUGUAAUUAGAAAUAUCAAAGAUGUUAUUAAAACUCCAGAGUAUGAAGUAUUAGAAAAAUCUAAAUCAUUGUUGUUAUCAAAAUUAAUAAAGAAAUUAGCGGACUUGAAUGAAAAUUAAUGUUUUAACAGAUGAAAAAUGCUUGGUACAUUAGAAUCUAUUAACGAAAAGUACCCGGUUAAAGAGAGGACAAGAUUUCAGUGAAAUUACUACUUACCCUAGUAACACGUGCUCGAGCAAGAUUCUGGAGUAAGCAUCUUGAGCAAAACUUCUAGCUGCUAGUGUCUUUUUCUACGUAUGUGUCUUUCGGAAGAUCGUGCAUCAAAAAACCUAUGUCAAGAUUUAUGUAUGUCUUGCUCAUGGUAUCGUAGGCAAGAAUAUUAAAGAUAUCUUGAACACGCCCAAUGAAACAGUGUCUGACAAAUUUGUUGCACCAGUAACUUACAGUAGGUACUUACGCAAGGCUUGCUCAAGAUCUGCUCAAGACUCAAGGCCGAUUUUCCACUAUAGUCUUCCUCCAGAAUCGAGUUACAAUUUGGCACGAAUUUCUUAAGUAUGGCUUGCAAUUUAAAUCUGGCCACAAGUAUCUGCAGCAAGACACAUACUUAGAAAAAUACACUAGCACCUAUCGAUCUUGAGAGCAGACUUGCUCAAGAAUUGAAAAAAAUGUUUUUCUGCCCUCCGGCCGGAAAGUGGCAACUUUCGGGCCGCUGCCCUAAACAAAGUUGCAACUUUCCGGCUUCGUCGAGCAGAAAAAUAGUAUACGCACCUUGGCCAGUAAAAAAGAAAGCCUCAGACCACAUGUUUGUCAGCCUCGGCUUCGCCUAGGCCAACAAUUACAUGUGCUCUGAGACUUUUCUUAUUUUACUGGCCUAGGUAUGUAAUAUACUAAUAAAGGUAAAAAUUUGAUCGAUAUUUUGAAAAUGAUUCAUACUUGUUUCGUAAAUCUAAUAAUUUUUAUUUUUUAAAAAUGUAAGAUCUCAAUACAUUAGAUAGUUGCUGUAUUUUAAUAUACUGUAUUUAGACGAACAAUUAAAGUAUCAAUUAUAGUAUGAAUACAUUUUAAUUUUUUUCAAUACUAAGUAACGAUUAAUUUAUAUAAAAUAAUAUUAUUUUAUUUUCAUAUUUUUAAAAUACUGUCCAAUGUAAACGUAAAAAAUUGCUCAACGACGAUUGUGGGUUCGUAGAAAUU